UUAGUUGGCACGCUUGUUGAUAAGAUUAGUUUUCAAGUUUUCUUGGUUUCAUAUUUCUACAUGGAUGUAAUUAUUGUGUCAUGUAAGCGCGUUAGUAUAAGAAAGGCGGUAGAUUUUCAAUGUUUUAGACACGACAAAGUAUUUAGGUAACUUUGAUAAUGAUUGUAAUUGCAUAAGACGAACUUUACUUAACGGUAUGGCAACCAGAAGGAAUAGGAUAAAGGGUAUUGCAAACAUUCCUCAGAGACGAAAGGUAGAAGAUAAAGUGAAAGAAGUUGAUACCGAAAACAAGGAGUGUUUACCAGACACAGAAUCGGGCACUAAAGGUAACGCCAAAGUCGCUAGUUUGAAUGUAGAACACAAGGACACUCCUACUAGCACUGUUCAAGAAACGGAUAAUGUUGCUGAUCUUUCAAAUAAUAAGAAUGAAUGUACUGAGAGUGCUGCUGAUCCAAUUGUUCCAAAGGAAGGAAGUGUGACAUCGGAUGCUGUAGCAUCAAGUGGUAGAGACGAGGUCGAUGUGCAGAAUCUCCCAAGUACUACAAAUAGUAGCAUUUCUCAAAGGCGUACAUUUAUAAAACCCAAAAUUAAUCUCAAAUCGUUAUCCCAGAAACUAAAACCAAAAGUAACUAAAAUUGACCUGGUUCCUAAUGAAUGCCCCGUAAAUGCCGGCAAUGAUUGUGAAAUUGUCAGCAAUCCACAAUCGGAGAUACAUAUACCACCGAGCACAAGCAAUCCAAUUUCAGAUUCUGAAAAUAUACCCGAACCACAAAGUCCUACAAAGAUACUGAAUCGGUCACGGAUUAAAGCUGUACCGCGCUUGAAUCAGCGAAGAAUUAGUACAACCAUUCAUGGCAGCGCUAGCGAAUCAGAAGACGAUACACGAAAAACAUACAAGAGAGUCAAGACAGAUUCUAUUUGCUCCACCGCAUCGGGCACGUGCGAGCCAGCCGCCAAGAAUGCACCGGAUGCUGGGCAGCAAAAAGAGUCGAGUUCUAGUGUACAGAAGAAAGGCAAACGUAGCGAACAAUCUAGCAAAAUGGCAGAAGCCAAACGUAAUUUCCAGACUAAGUUUCGCAACCAAGCUCCUGAAAAGCAAAAGUUAACAAUGUACGACUUAAUAUUUUAUAAUCCUGCCACAAAACCAAUGACCAAAAAUAGCGAACAAUCCGAUAGGAGGGAAGAGGAGAGAGUAGAUAGCCCUACCAAUUGUGAUUCACCCAACAAGAAUGUUGAAAGUGAUGAUGAUAAUAAUAGCGUUCCCGUCCCUCAAAUUAAAAUAGGCAAAAAUGGGGAAAUUAUUAUCGACGAAAAAAGCUUAAUUGUUGAAAAUAAACAAACUAAAAAGGAUCGUGAAAAUUUAAAGAAUUCUGAACUUGUCAACGGUGACUUUGACACUGGGUACGGGGUGUACAAGAAAGUACGACGUUCGAAAGAUUGGAGUAAUGAAGAAACUUUGUUUUUCUACAAGGCGUUACACACAUUAGGGACGGAUUUCUCGCUUAUGUUGCAGCUGUUUCCUGGACGUACAAGACGCGAGUUAAAAAUGAAAUUUAAAAAGGAGGACAGAAUCAAUCACACUUUAAUUGACAAAGCGCUCUCGCAGCCGUUAAGGUUCAACAUUAAGGAGCUGAAAGAGGAAGCCCUGCUAAAACAGAAGAUAAGGGAGGUGGAGGAAGAUCAAAAACAAAAACGCGUGAAACAAUUACAGCAAGAAAACAAAAAUAACGUCCUUUCUUAUUCUCGUGCUCGUCCCAAACGUAAAGAACAGCCAGGUCGUAAACGAAAGGUAGAAAAGCCCAAGGGGGAUAUUUACAGCAAACUUGAAAAGGGAAUAGCGUCUGUCUGGAAUAAUUCAAAUAGUGAUGACGAAAACGGUUCUAGUGACUCGUCCUGUGAAGUAACCGUAUCGAAUAUUUUAAAACAGACUAGAUAUGGCCGAAUACCUAACAAAAAGAGGAGUGUGCCACAAAAAUCUGUCGAAGCACCCGCCAAGCGUGUAACAGAGCAAUCGAAAGACUUGGAGCCCGGCGCUGUCAUGAUCACAUGCACACCAACUCCGAGGGGAGAAACAACGUUUAAAGUAUUCAUGGUUACCCCGGAACACACUCAAGUACCUAUCGAUUUCCCAUCCGACGUAAUCAAUACCUUUGCCAGAAAUUUUACUUCCAAGAAAAAUGAAGGUAGUUGCGAACAAAUUUUGGAACACAAUUACACCAUCUGUCAUGAUGAUGUGGCUAAUGUAACUACAAAUGAAGAACAAGAGAAACCGACUGAGUAGUGGUAAAAUCUGUAUAAAUUAGAAACUUGUUAAAUAAAUUUUUUUAAUAUUUA
Molecule: messenger RNA, 2334 nt
Organism: Photinus pyralis (common eastern firefly)
Lineage: Eukaryota; Metazoa; Arthropoda; Insecta; Coleoptera; Lampyridae
Gene: Bdp1
Product: transcription factor TFIIIB component B'' homolog
Exons: 4
Coding region: 197-2281 (694 amino acids)
Biological process (GO): RNA polymerase III preinitiation complex assembly
Cellular component (GO): transcription factor TFIIIB complex
Molecular function (GO): TFIIIC-class transcription factor complex binding
Source: RefSeq, a predicted model, not a curated record